AUGGCAACCGCAGAAGAGUUAAAACAGUUAAGAUCUGAUUGUACAUACCGAUCCAAGUUAGCCGAGCAAGCCGAGAGAUAUGAUGAAAUGGCCGAUGCGAUGAGGACAUUAGUGGAGCAGUGCGUUAAUAACGAUAAAGAUGAGUUAACAGUUGAAGAGAGGAAUCUAUUGUCUGUUGCAUAUAAAAAUGCCGUUGGUGCUCGUAGAGCUUCGUGGAGAAUUAUAUCAAGUGUUGAACAGAAGGAAAUGAGCAAAGCGAAUGUUCAUAAUAAGAAUGUUGCUGCUACUUAUAGAAAGAAAGUAGAAGAGGAAUUAAAUAAUAUAUGUCAAGAUAUUUUAAAUUUGCUAACAAAAAAGUUAAUACCAAAUACAUCGGAAAGUGAGAGUAAAGUAUUUUAUUACAAAAUGAAAGGCGAUUAUUAUCGUUACAUCAGUGAGUUUUCAUGUGAUGAAGGAAAGAAAGAAGCAUCGAAUUUUGCCCAAGAAGCUUAUCAAAAAGCUACUGAUAUUGCAGAAAACGAAUUACCUUCAACACAUCCAAUACGUUUAGGUUUAGCAUUAAACUAUUCUGUUUUCUUCUAUGAAAUUUUAAAUCAACCACAUCAGGCAUGUGAAAUGGCCAAAAGAGCUUUUGAUGAUGCUAUAACUGAAUUCGACAAUGUUAGUGAAGAUUCGUAUAAGGACUCUACGUUGAUUAUGCAGUUGUUAAGAGAUAAUUUAACCUUAUGGACUUCUGACUUGCAAGGAGAUCAAACAGAGGAAAAAUCAAAAGAUGAAGGCUUAGAAUAA
Molecule: messenger RNA, 789 nt
Organism: Plasmodium malariae
Lineage: Eukaryota; Apicomplexa; Aconoidasida; Haemosporida; Plasmodiidae
Gene: 14-3-3I
Product: 14-3-3 protein, putative
Exons: 4
Coding region: 1-789 (262 amino acids)
Biological process (GO): signal transduction
Cellular component (GO): cytoplasm
Source: RefSeq, a predicted model, not a curated record